Messenger RNA from Penicillium argentinense, 645 nucleotides. RefSeq lists its product as uncharacterized. Bases 1 to 645 code for a protein of 214 amino acids. Lineage: Eukaryota; Fungi; Ascomycota; Eurotiomycetes; Eurotiales; Aspergillaceae. The record is from RefSeq and is a predicted model, not a curated record. The transcript has a single exon.
AUGAUUUACACACUGGAAACCGUCCUCAUGCGACAACACGAAUGUAAUAACAACGGUAUUUUCACCCCUGAAAAGCUUGAAAAGCCGUCAAUGAGUUGUUACUGGCGAACAAUUAUUUCCAAGCCACACCCGAUAUAUGCCAAGGACUUCAGACAGCACACCUCAUUCCAGAAAUCAGAGCACCCGACCGACGUCCCAGUCUUCCAGUUGACGGAAGCACGACAAUUAGCAACCAGUUAUACCCAACCCAUGGACAAAUUAACAAAUAAUAUCUGCGCAGAUGCAAAAUACUUCGGCGUCAUCGCCUGUGGUGCUGGGUUCUGCGACGAAGGAACCGCAUGGGCUGUCGCCUCCUCCUGCAAUAAUAUCUUGAUCGGUGAUUAUUGCGAAGCUGCCGAUGCGAAGGGGCUGGAGCCUCUACAGAAAGCUGGCGCUGGCGCCAUGGCAUCCUUGAAGAUGUGCAAUAUCGCAGACCGAGUGUCCGAUUGCCAGUUUGACAAUCUCGCUGCAUACAUGAUUCAGUGUCGCGUUCUCGGGUAUUUCAGAGAUCACUCGAGGAGUCGUCUCCCCGAUGUGAUAUAUGAUAGUCGAAUGAUCAGACUCUGUGCCCACCGCCCUAUUGACGUUGCGCCUUCCACGGUGUGA